This is a messenger RNA of Hemicordylus capensis (graceful crag lizard), 2447 nucleotides long. RefSeq names its product deuterosome assembly protein 1 (gene DEUP1). The transcript is spliced from 14 exons. Gene Ontology annotation, cellular component: deuterosome; centriole. Lineage: Eukaryota; Metazoa; Chordata; Lepidosauria; Squamata; Cordylidae. The record is from RefSeq and is a predicted model, not a curated record. The coding region runs from base 268 to 2190 and encodes 640 amino acids. Gene Ontology annotation, biological process: de novo centriole assembly involved in multi-ciliated epithelial cell differentiation; centriole replication.
CUGGCAACGAGAGACGCCUGCAGGCCUCUCCUGCAACGGCCGCCGGGCCGAGGAGGAGGAGGAGGAGGGCGGGAUGUGGGGGAAGGCGGCCGCCGCGGCGGGAGAACCAGAGGGCUGAGCGGGCAGCCAAGAGCGCUCGCCUGCGCCCCGACGGAGCGUGCGGAGCCGCAGCGCGCGACCGGUGCAGGGGAGUCCCCAGAGCCCAGCAGAACCCGCUAUUACUUGAAAACUUGCAUAUCAUUAUGCUAAGAUGGAAUAAAUUCUAAAAUGGAAAAAAGGUUAGAGGUGCUGCAAGAACAAAUGAUAUCUAGAUCGGUCCCAUGUGAUACUGAGCUCCAAGAACUAAUGUAUCAAAUUGACAUAAUGGUAAGCAACAAGAAACUAGAAUGGGAAAAGAAGAUGCAGGCUUUAGAAGCAAGGAUGACUGUCCGGGAUCAAGAACUAGCAAAUGCCCAAAGCAAGUUAGACCAGAAAGGUCAAGAGGUCGGACUGCUAAGACAGAAGCUGGACAGCUUGCAAAAGACAAAACAUGAGAUGGCUCAGAACUAUGAUGAACAACUUCAAGCUUUGAAAACCCAAUUUGCCAGGCUGACACAGAGCUAUGAAAAACUGCAGCUGCAUCAGUUGAAACAAAACAAAGCUCAUGGCAAAGGAAAAUGUGCAGAAGAACCACCUUUUCAACUGAGCAGUUUAAACCAGAAAUUGGAAGAAUUUAAAGCAAAAUCUAGAGAAUGGGAUAAACAAGAAACACUAUAUCAAAACCAUCUAGUUUCCUUAGAUGCUCAACGAAAAUUGUUGUCUGAGAAAUGUAAUCUGUUUCAGAAACAAGCUCAGAAUUGUCAAAUCCAGAUAGGUUGUCAAAAGCUAAAAUGGAAAGAGGGUGGUACCUGCAGCCAGUGCAAAACAGAGCACCUCAGCCUUCAGCACAAUGUUUUUGCUGAGCCCACCGACAGGAAGGAACACUUUAUGGAAAAACUGAGGUCAACUGUGAGCGAAAUCGCAGUGAACAGGAACAGAUUGCAAGAGGAAAACCUAAAGCUUCAGCAGGAAGUGAAAAUGUACCAAAGGAAGUGCCAGAACAUUGAAGCCAGGCUUACAGAAGUGAAGAAUGAACUGCAGUCACGUGAAGAUCUCUUGAAUAUGGUUGAACUAGAAUGCCAACAGCUGUAUAAAGAAGUAGCCAAACUUGAAGAGUAUAAAAAUAAGGAAGAAAAUGAAGUGAAGCUUCGGUCAGCUUAUGCAAAAUGUAUCAUGGAGUUGGAAACCAAAAAAGCUCAGAUACUCGUCUUGGAACAACAGCAGGAAAAUCAACAGAAAGAGCUAAACCAGAUAAGGGACCGUCUUUAUCAGGAAGAGCAGUCUCAUCGCUCUGAGGUGGAAAGAAUGAAGACAGAAAUCUCUGGCCUGACAGAGGAGCUUCAUCGGAAGGAGAUCACUAUAGCAACUAUCACAGAGAAAGCUGCUCUUCUGGACAGGCAGUUACAAAUGGAGCUAGAGAUAAAAGAGAAAAUGUUGGGGAAACAGCAAACAAUAAAUUUGUCUGGAAAAGAACACAAGACCUGUACAGAUUCCACAGACACGCUAGAGCAUGAGAAUGAAAGGUUAUUCAGUGAACUUGUCAGAUUGCCAAAGGACACAGAAAUACCUUUGCUGGUGAAGUCUAUUACAUACUUUGGAACAAAUCGUGCCAACCAAGCCUCAGUAAAAAAUCAAGAAAAGGAAGAGAGACCUGUACAGAAUGAAGGUGAUUGGCCAGCUCAAUCUGCAAUAUAUGAAAACGUUGUGCGCUACAGGACCCGAAUUCCUGUCUGGCAAGGCCAAGGCGGUCUUGUCAGCAGUGAAAGCAGGGACAAUUGGCCUCCUCAGAGACCUAGCAGAGAUCGUGAACCUGUAGCAGAUGGUAGGUCUCCGUCACCACUAGAGGUGCAUACAACACGUUACAGCAGCUGCUUUCCUGAAAGGAAUAAAUCUGAUACACUACUGAGUCAUAUCAGUGUUGUGGAAGAAAGUCAGAUGCCUUCCCCAGGGACCCUGUUUCCUGCAACUGCAACAGAGAAGUUCCUACAAGAGGAAGAGAAGCGAGCGAGAGACUUUGAAAAGGUUUUAAACGCUCACAUUGAAGAACUGCAAAGGCAGUCAGAGAAAACCCUGAAGAAAUACGGCCGUCUCAAGCAAAGCCGACACAGAUGAUCCUGGAAAAGAAAGCUAACAAAAAUGUAGUGACAAUCCCAGGACCAAUCAUCAGCUACUAUUUUAAAAAAAAAAAAAAGAUUUGCCCACACAGGCCAUUGGCAAAGAAGUGUUUGUAACAGGAGAUUUUUUUUUUAAUAUAUAUAUAGUUUGGCUGUGGGUUUCAUUUCAAUAUAAAUUAGAAUAUUCCAUUUUGCAGAGUGUAUGAGGUCAAAACAUAUCUGGAAAUUAAAUAUGAACUCUUUUUAAAUCUGAAA